AUGCGCGUUGACGUGAGCGUGCUGAGCCUGAGCGUGCUGAGCCUGGUGGUGCUGGGUCUUGGGCCUGGGGUUGCAGAGACUGCGGGUGCUGAGCCUGGGGGUACUGAGCCUGGGGGUGCUGUGCCUGAGGGUGCUGAGCCUGGAGGUCCUGAGCCUAGGGGUGUUGCGCCUGGGGGCGCUCUCUCUUCCCAGCAGCUGCGUGAGUGGUACUCUCGGUACUGUCGCCACCGUCGUGGUGCUGUGGACGUUGGAGGUGCUACUGGAGGUGGAGCUGAGGACGUCGGGCCUACUAGAUUUGGUGUAGCUGCUGACCCUGGGGUUGGCGCUGGAGGUGCUGGAGCCAUUGGUCCUGGAGGUGCUCGUACUGGCAGUACUAGAGCUGCCGGGACUGGGGGUGCUACUGGAGCUGCUAGAGCUGGUCCUGCUGGAGGUGCUGCUGGUGCUGCUGGAGGUACUGGAGCUGCUGGAGCUGCUGGUGGUGCUACUGGUACUAGGGCUGGUGGUGCGGCUGGUGCUGGUGCUGCUGGAGGUACUGGAGCUGCUGGAGGUUCUACUAGUGCUGGUCCUACUGGAGGUGCUGCUGGUGUUGCUGGAGGUACUGGAGCUGCUGGCGAUACUGAGGGAGUUGGAGCUGCUGCUGGAGGCUCUGGUGCUGUCUCUGCUGGUUCUGGGGGCACUUCACGGCCACAGCCGUACUUCGUUCCCCUCCUUCAGCAGGUUCUUGGUCAGUCGCCUCCUCCUUGUCCGGCUCCCUCCUUAGAGUGCCCUCCACCUGUCCAGUCGUUGUCACAGCUACCGCCUGCCUCGCCACUCCCAGGUCCUUCUCCCUACACUGGUCCGACAGGAGGUCUUACGGAGCGUCGUGAGCAUGAGUCUCGUCCUGCGUUGCCUGAGUCUCGUUCUGCGUCACCUAUUCGUGCUGCUCGCACUGGUCGUCGUGUCCCGCGUCAGCGUCCUCCUGCUGUCCCAGGCACUCACCAGAUGACGCUUCGUCCUUCCACUGCUCCACAGCGUGUCCCUCUGCCUUCUCCUCCUGUGUCCUCUCUUCCUGCCCUUGCUGACCCGGAGUCUGACUCUCUUCGUGCUGCUAGUCCUACUGUCACGCGUCUCCUGGCCUCUGCUGUCACUGACCCUUCUUUUGAGUCAGCUACUGCAUCUGCCUUAGUUGCUGAGCUUGUCAACUUUGCUACUCACUGUCGUCUAGACUAUGCUACGAGUCUUGUUGCUGAGUCUGAGUCUGAGUCUGUCUGUCCUCCGUCCGUCGGGGGUGAGUGUGCUCUUAGCACGGACGUCCUUGAGGAUAAGCCAGGAGGAGUUUGA
Molecule: messenger RNA, 1320 nt
Organism: Closterium sp. NIES-65
Lineage: Eukaryota; Viridiplantae; Streptophyta; Zygnematophyceae; Desmidiales; Closteriaceae
Source: the annotation of a GenBank genome assembly